GCCGUUUUGUCUUCCUCCUUCUCAUAACACUGAUUCCUUCCACUCCAAAAUCUCUCUCACUGUUCCAUUUAUUCUUCCUCUGGUGUUUGUUUUCGUUGAAUGUUUUUGUAAGAAUGAUUGCAAUACCCAAGCUUAGGAUAAAGUUUGGUCCUGAAGGUUCUGUCAGAACUUUCCAAACUUUUCCGGGUAGUGAGAAGAAAAUUGAGCAUUCGUUAGGUGAAGACUUGUCUCAUUCCGCUGAGCGUUCGAAGAAGCGUGGACCUACUAAUGAGAUUGAUGAUGUUCAAGCUAAGAAGAAGCAGAAGUUGGACAGUGAUUUGUCUAGUCAGUGUUUGGCAUUGUUGAGGGGUUUGAUGGAUCACCAGGUUGGAUGGGUUUUUGACAAGCCUGUGGAUCCUGUUCGUUUGAAGAUUCCUGAUUACUUCUCUGUCAUAUCGAAGCCAAUGGAUUUAGGCACAAUCAAAUCGAAGCUUUUGAAGAACGGGUAUGGUAACGCUGAUGAGUUUGCAGCAGAUGUUCGGUUAACUUUUGCCAAUGCGAUGGCGUAUAAUCCAACGGAUAAUUGGGUUCACAAGUCUGCAAAGGAAAUUAAGGAGGUAUUUGAGGUCAAGUGGGAAUCACUGAAGAAGAAAAAGGUUUCGAAAUUACCCCGGACUGGAGUUACAGAAGUUUCUAAGAGACAGCCAGUUGAAGUCGAUUGUCCAAUACAGAGCAGCCCUGGAACAUCAGCAUCCUCUGGGGUUUUCUCCGUGGGAUUGAAAAAACCAGCAAAAGGGAACUCCGAAAAGGGAUCUCUUUCAUCAAAGCCAGUGAAAGUGCAGAGCAAAAAGGAUACUCUUGCUGUAAUGCCAAAAGCAUUAGCAACGAAGUCGAGGACUAAGAAACUCGAUCAUGGCCUUGGAGACAAUUCAGCUCUGAAAAUCCCAGCCAAAGACUUAGUUCGAACUGCAGCCUGUAGAUGUGGUUUAUGUGGUAGGACUGUUUGCAUAUGCCUCAAGUCCUGUAGCUCAUCCGGAAGUGAAGCUUCUUCAUUAACGUAUUCUCAAGUAAAGAACACGUCAGGAUCACAGGCUAGUGAGUUAGAGCCUCAAUCCAAUGGGUCUGUGACUUCAAGGAAUGAGAGAAAUGGUGGUGUCAAUUCUCAGUUUGAUAAACCUUCAAACAGUGCUCUGUUGGAUAAUGAGUUGAAAACGGCAUUUCCUGCUCUGCCUCCAGUACCUCCUGAGAAGGCUCUUCGUGCUGCAAUAAUCAAAGCUCAAUAUGCAGAUACCAUUCUAAAAGCUAAACACAGAAAAGUCCUUGACCAGAAUAACAAAGCUGAUCUAAUUAGAAUACAGAUAGAAAAGGAACAGAUGGAAAGAGCACAACGUGAAGAGAAAGCUAGGAUUGAGGCCGAGAUGAGAGCUGCUAAGGUUGCUGCUCAAAUGAGGGCACAAGCGGAGUUGAAAGAAAAACGUGAUAGACAACGGCUUGAACUUGCAAAGAUGAAAAUAAGCUACGAUUUUGAACAUAACAACCCCUCGAAAUUGGAGAAAGAUUUUUUUGAAGUCUCUGGUUACUUUAGUCUGGCAAGAACUCGGUUGCUGUUUGAAGAAGAGUUGGGUCUUGUGUUAAAAAGUGAUGAUGAUCAUAUGGAACUGGAAGAGAUUGGGUCAGAGAUCUGUUAUGAGAGAAUGGACGAUCUUGAGGAAGGAGAGAUCCUUUAGAAUUUUGCCUCUAGACGAGACCCUCUUGGGUGUAAUUUUUGACCAGAACACGAAUGCUUGUGAUCUUAACUUUUUGUUAAAAUUAAAUGCUCGUGGCUAAUUAUUGAAUGUUCAUAACAUAAUGUAUAGUUUAGUGUUUUGUUCUCUUGUAAAUAGUACCACCGUCUGUUUCUCAUAUGAAAAAUUAGUAAAUUAAUUUA
Capsella rubella is the source of this 1906-nucleotide messenger RNA. RefSeq names its product transcription factor GTE12. Bases 114 to 1706 code for a protein of 530 amino acids. The transcript has 10 exons. Gene Ontology annotation, molecular function: protein binding. NCBI's taxonomy places the organism in Eukaryota, Viridiplantae, Streptophyta, Magnoliopsida, Brassicales, Brassicaceae. The record is from RefSeq and is a predicted model, not a curated record.